GCGUAAUGUUUAUUAUUUUGGUGUAAUAUUUUAUGUUUUUCAAAAACAAUUUUUAUAGAAAAUAAAACGAUCCUAUAAAUGAACUAUCAUGUAUUUACUUAGAAAAUGUCGUAUAAUAAUUUCACAAAGAUUUUUGUCAACGCAAAUUUAUCCUGAUAUCGAUACAAAUUACUAUUGUAAUUCAAAAAACGUUAUUGAAAUAAAACAGAAUAUAUCUCGAAGAAAAGGCGUGGGCAAUAUUGAUAGAGUUCUCGACUUAUUUCAAUCAUUACAAAAACCUCACAAUGACAAAUCGUAUAAAUUACUGAAUGAGAACCUUUGCAAGGAGUUGAUGCUAUUACCAAAUAAAACACAUCCUGUUGUACAGAAUUAUCAGGAAGACCCUCAUAUUUUACAUUACAUUAACCAGAAAAAAGAUUUCGGAUCACAUAAGCCUUUAGAAUUCAGUGAAAUUUGCCAAGUUUUAAACUUAAUUAGAACUGAUAAACUUGGUUACACUUGCGGCAAUAAAAGCUAUUAUUAUUUAGGAGAUUUAGCAGAAUAUGAAGAGGCUCUUAUUAAGUAUACUGUUGCUUAUUUAUUAAGAAAAGGCUUUCAAUUAAUAUCUGUACCAGAUAUUAUAUCUGGUGAUGUUAUUCGCAACUGUGGUAUGGUACUAGAUAAUCAACACACACAGAUUUACUCACUUGAUCCUGUUCUUCAUUCACCAGAUUUAUACCUAUGUGGCACUGCAGAACUUCCCCUCGCAGGCUUGUUAGCUGAUACUACACACUGCAUUACAGAGUUACCUCUGAAAUUAGCAGCUGUAAGUAGAUGCUACAGGGCUGAAACUUCUAACGUAGUCGAAGAAAGAGGAACUUACAGAGUGCAUCAAUUUACAAAGGUUGAAAUGUUUGCUGUUUCCGAGGCAGACAAGUCGGAUGAAAUGCUAGAAUAUAUAAGGGAAACCCAAGAAGAAUUGUAUAGACCACUCGGUUUGCACAUGAAAGUAUUAGACAUGCCUCCACAUGAGCUCGGAGCACCAGCAUAUAGAAAAUAUGACAUCGAAGCUUGGAUGCCUGGUAGGAGUUUAUAUGGAGAAAUAUCGAGUUGCAGUAAUUGUACCGACUACCAAUCGAGGCGCCUUAAAAUACGGUAUAGAGAUGGGUGCGAAGUAAAAUAUGCCCACACCCUGAAUGGAACGGCGUGUGCUGUACCCAGAAUGCUGAUCGCGCUGCUUGAAACACAUCAGCAUCCGAAAGGGAAAAUAUUGAUACCAGAAGUAUUGCAGCCUUUUAUGAACGGCAAGCAAUUCAUAGAGAAGAAUGCGAAGAUACCUAAAUUGAAGCUGUUGAAAAUAAAGAAUAAGAUUUGAUUACUCUUUGCGAUUCGUGAGAAUUUGUUCCACUUACUUUUAGCAGGCCUGUCUCACUUACCGUGUAGGUAUUGAAAUCGUAAGUAUGCGCGGCGGCCUCUACAGAGUAGGCCAGCCAGUAGGGACUCACGAGCAGUCACGCACACGUGCUAUGUUGUCACCUACUUCACAGUUCCGAGCGAUAUUUUAAAAAUGAUGAAACAAAUAAAGCAAUGCAUAUUAAUGGUCAUUGCGAUGGAAAUUUAAUUUUUUUAACCUUCCUAAAUAUGUUGCAACAAUCUAGUUUAAAGUGAUUAAUAUUGUACUGCAAUUACCAUUUAUGAUAUUUACCUAAUUAUUUUCGUAUGUACUAAGUAGGUUUGACUAGUUUGACAACGAAAGAAUAUUGAUUUUAAAUAACAACUACAAACCUUUUUAUAUUAUAGAAAAAACUUAGCUAUUUUUAUAAGAUGACCUUAUACUAAGUUGGUAUAGUAUUAGGUACCUAAAGAAAACAACCCUAAUGUCGUCAGUUAAUUGUCUAAUAUUUUUAACCGCGUAUGCUGCAGAACUAAGUCUGUUCGCCAAUCCUUCAAUAUGGGGGCCCCAUUGUAAUUUAGAAUCUAGAGUUAUGCCAAGAAAUAUAGCAGAUUCCACCGGUUCUAUUACCUCUCCGUUUAACAAAAGACUUGCAUCUACUUAUUUGACAAUUACGGUAACUUUAAUGUAUUUAGUUUUCUUGCUAUUUAACAAUAGGUUAAACCAGUACACGAUGUCAGAAUAUUGUUCACUUCGUAAUACAUAGCUUGGUUUCUUUUCACUUUGAAAAUCAGUGAAGUGUCGUCCGCAAACAAUGCUACCUUAUGUUUUUUCUCUAUAAGAUUAGGAAGAUCAUUUAUGUAGGUAAGGAAGAGGAACGGUUCAAGAAUAGACCCUGGUGGUACCCCCAUACUGAGGGGAGUCCCAGGAGAUCUCCUGCCAUUCACGUCGACCUUCUGAAUUCUAUUGUUUAGACAUGAAGUCAGAAGAUCGAGCACAGUUCCUUUUAUGCCAUAGUGGUAUACCUUCCUGACCAGCGUUGAAUGUUGAACGCAAUCAAAAGCCUUAAAUAAAUCACAGAAGAUGCUAAAAAUAUUCUUGAUUAGCUCAACACCUGCAUCCGUUGUUGAACGUCCCCUAAUAAACCCAAAUUGUUUCAAAUGAAGUAACUUAUGAGAGUUCAAAGUAACUAAGCACUUGGAUUAAAAUUAAUUUUUCAAAAUUUUUAAUAGGGGUCGGCAAAACAGACACAGGACGAUAGUUAUUCGGGCUAGAAGAGCAUCCCGACUUAAAUAUUGGUGUAAUUUUACUAUGUUUCAGAAGGUCAGGAAAUACGCCACGAUAAAUACAAUUAUUAAAGAUUAUUGCAAGAUAAGGUGCUAUGAUGUCAAUUAUUGAACUUAUUAUUUUAACUGAAAUACCCCAUAUAUCAGCAGUAUUUUUCAUGUCGAGAGACUUAAAAGUUUUAAUUAUUUCUCCAGGGCUAACAAAACUAAAAUUGAAACUUUGUUGACAUUCUCUAACAUUUUCCAGAAGAAGUGACUGAGCAACACUGGUGACAAGAGUGCUUGUAAUAGAAACUGGAAUGUCAGAAAAAAAAAUUCUCAAAAGCAGAAGCAACUUCCUGCUGAGAUUGAAUUAUAUGUUAUGUAUGUAUGUGUUUCUCUAUUUUGAAAAGAUCGGUCGUUUCGGUGAAGUAGGUGACGAUUAAAGCUCGUGGGUGCGUCACUGCACGCUCGUGAGCACUUGUGUGUCCCUACUGGAUAGCCACGCUGGCGUGGCCGUCGCGCGUGUAACAGCUCUAGCGGCACUGCAUUGAAAUUUGUAUGCAGGUACCAAUAGGUACAAUAGUAGUGGGCAGGUCGACUCACUUAACAUCAGAUGAACGACUUGCUAGUCUCUUUAACCUUCCUCAUAAAAAAUAUUCACAUGUAUGUAAUAGGGAUUAGUAAUAGGUUAAUUGAAAAUAGUAACAAAAAGGUCAAAAAUAGGAAUUCGAUUACAAUCGGAUCGGAUCGUCAAUUUUGAGUUUACGAUUGAAUAGUAACUUAGGUACCUCCUAUAAAUUAGAUAGUAGGUAAGUAAACUCGGUAUACGGAAUGAGAAGUAAUGCGUCAUUUGUUCAGCAGGUUUAAGAGCUUGGACAUUAAACUUGACCGUUUGCUACAUAUCACGUCAUACAAGGCAAAUAUGCUGCACGUUUCUAAUUAUUAAGCGGCAAUGGAUAGAUUUAUUAAGUUUUCUGCUUGACUGAAAUAGUAAUGUGAAAAUGAGUUAUGUUAUCAAUAGUACAAUAAAAUCAAAAUCACUUUAUUCAUCUCGGUCAAGGAAAUGAUACUUAUGUGUAAAUUUUUUUUUACCAUAUACCAGCACUUUGGAAAAGGUUGGGCUUUAACGAGAAGAAGUAGCAAGAAACUCGAUGCCACCUUUUAAAUCAACAUUUAUAUUUCAUCGUUUUACAUGUUAUUUUAAUUACAAUAGGAAUAAAGUGAUGCAACAAAAAUACUCAA
This is a messenger RNA of Leptidea sinapis, 3882 nucleotides long. RefSeq names its product serine--tRNA ligase, mitochondrial (gene SerRS-m). NCBI's taxonomy places the organism in Eukaryota, Metazoa, Arthropoda, Insecta, Lepidoptera, Pieridae. The transcript has 4 exons. Gene Ontology annotation, molecular function: tRNA binding; serine-tRNA ligase activity; ATP binding. The coding region runs from base 89 to 1354 and encodes 421 amino acids. Gene Ontology annotation, cellular component: mitochondrion. The record is from RefSeq and is a predicted model, not a curated record. Gene Ontology annotation, biological process: mitochondrial seryl-tRNA aminoacylation.